Messenger RNA from Linum tenue, 1344 nucleotides. The record is from the annotation of a GenBank genome assembly. NCBI's taxonomy places the organism in Eukaryota, Viridiplantae, Streptophyta, Magnoliopsida, Malpighiales, Linaceae.
AUGAACGGCGACGCCUCCCACUCCAAGAAGAAGCCGAAGCUCUCCCCGCCCGAAAUCUCCGCCGAAUUCUCCCACCACGACCCCGCCGUCGCCCGCAUCAACAACGGCAGCUUCGGCUGCUGCCCGCGCUCCGUCACCGCCGCCCAGCGCGACUGGCAGCACCAGUUCCUCCGCCAGCCGGACAACUUCUUCCUCAACCUCCUCCAGCCGGCCAUCUCCCGCUCCCGCUCCCUAGUCGCGUCCCUCGUCAACGCCCCGCACGUCGACCAGAUCUCCCUCGUCGACAACGCCACCACCGCCGCCGCGAUCUUCCUCCAGCACUGCGCCUGGUCCUUCGCCGAGGGCCGAUUCAACCCCGGGGACGCCGCCGUCAUGCUCCACUACGCCUACGGCGCCGUGAAGAAAUCGGUGGAGGCGUACAUCACCAGAGCCGGAGGCCACGUCAUCGAGGUCGAUCUCCCUUUCCCCGUUAAAUCCGAGGACGAAAUCAUCACCGAGUUCCGCAAAGCCCUGGCGAAGGGGAAGAGCGAAGGGAGGAAGGUGAGAAUCGCGGUGAUCGAUCACGUGACCUCGAUGCCGGCUGUUGUAAUCCCAGUAAAAGAAUUGGUCAAAAUCUGCAGAGAAGAAGGCGUGGAGCAGGUUUUCGUCGACGCCGCCCACGGAAUCGGGUGCGUGGACGUCGACGUGCAGGAAAUCGGGGCCGAUUUCUACACCAGCAACCUCCACAAGUGGUUCUUCUGCCCGCCGUCCGUCGCCUUCCUCUACUGCCGCAACCAAUCGAACGCCGGGGGGGACACGCAGUUACAAUUGCAUCACCCGGUUGUGUCGCACGAGUAUGGUAACGGGCUCCCCGUGGAGAGCGGGUGGAUUGGGACGAGGGACUACAGCGCGCAGCUGGUGGUGCCGUCAGCGGCGGAGUUCGUGGAGAGGUUCCCCGGCGGGAUCGAUGGAAUCAAGACGGCGAACCACUCGGCGGUGGUGGAGAUGGGGGAAAUGCUGGCGAAGGCGUGGGGGACGAACCUGGGAUCGCCGCCGGAAAUGUGCGGGAGCAUGAUCAUGGUUGGGUUGCCGGCUUGUUUGGGGAUUGGGAGUGAGUCGGAUUCGUUGAAGCUGAGGACCCAUUUGAGGGAUUGCUUUGCGGUGGAAGUGCCGAUCUACUUCAACAAGCGCCGCCAUGAUCGUCGUGGAGAAGAAGAGGCAGGAGGGGUUAUUACUGGGUAUGUUCGGAUUUCCUAUCAGGUGUACAACAAGGUUGAAGACUAUGAGAGAUUGAGGGAUGCUGUUGAUAAGUUGGUUAACGAUGGGUUCACCUGUGCUUCCCUUGUCGAGCCCGAAUCGGAUUGA